This is a messenger RNA of Talaromyces stipitatus ATCC 10500, 1053 nucleotides long. RefSeq lists its product as uncharacterized. The transcript is spliced from 7 exons. Lineage: Eukaryota; Fungi; Ascomycota; Eurotiomycetes; Eurotiales; Trichocomaceae. The coding region runs from base 292 to 1053 and encodes 253 amino acids. The record is from RefSeq and is a predicted model, not a curated record.
AUGAAACAAUUGCCAGAUACGAGUUGUUAUGUCUUCCAUAGACACCGCGCUAGAUAUCAUCUCCUCGACGAGACUUACGCCAACUGAACAUCUCAUUCUGGGGGCUUCGUGAAUGGGGCGCCGUGGACCCGGAGUUUGCGAGUCGCUCCGGAUGGCCUUCAAGGUAAUGACCAUAAUGUAGAGACUAAUCUAGGUGGGUUCAAGAAGGACUGGAGGAAAAAGGUGACGAGAAUAUCAACAUUUGAUCCAGAAUGCACCGGGGAGACGGCAUAUGUGGUUUCUCCUUCGAUUAUGCAUGGUCUCGAAGCACCAGAAGAUGGUUGCUUGUAUGAGAUGCUUGAAGCACACCUCUCUCCGCAAUACGUCGCCAAACCACGCUCGCAGCUUGUAAACCAAGAAUGCAACGAUGGGACUUCUUUGCAAAACCUCUGGGUGCUGUCUCCCAGCGUCCACAAGGCCUUUCGACAGGGUCACUUGUACGUUAGGCUCGUGUCACGCACGCGGGACAGCCCGGAAUUUACUAUGCGCGAGCUAGAUGAAGAUAAGUUAGAUGCUAUGCUCCGACGCUCUUUUUCUUUGGGGUUCAUCGAUGCUUGCCAAUGCAUUCAUCUUUUCUACGUUGAGGAUAAGGCAUCUCGUGGCUGGCCAAGAUCCAUCAGAGAUCAAAUAAACUUUGAUAUUCCUAUUCUCCGAAAAGCGCUUCCAUCGGUUAUGGCUUUGUAUACCGUUUCAGUCGGGAGAUGGCUUUAUGGCCCCUCGACAACGCCGUAUGUGCAACGAUUGCCAUUUGGAUUGCACCUCGUGUGGUCGAUGCUGGAGAAUAUGCCGGCACGGUAUAUCUACCAUCUACGUGGGCAGAUGAUCCAUGAGGUUAUGCAUCUCAUGUCGUAUGAGGAACGAGAUCGCCUCGCAGACGAACUCGGAUCUUAUGCAGAGCAAUUACGAAAAAUUUCCAACCCUUCACCAUUCCUAUUCUGCAACACCCUAGGAGCUAAAAUCGUUGAUCAUCGCCUACCAGAUCGAUCUGGCGGACCGUUCCACCUUCGAGUCUGA